This is a messenger RNA of Dendroctonus ponderosae (mountain pine beetle), 1909 nucleotides long. RefSeq lists its product as uncharacterized. Gene Ontology annotation, molecular function: oxidoreductase activity. NCBI's taxonomy places the organism in Eukaryota, Metazoa, Arthropoda, Insecta, Coleoptera, Curculionidae. The record is from RefSeq and is a predicted model, not a curated record. The transcript has 10 exons. The coding region runs from base 249 to 1493 and encodes 414 amino acids.
CCCAAUUUUCCAAUCGUUGACGGCGAUUUUGCGCGUUCAUCUAACAUUACGUAUUUCGAAAACGCGGAACUUGACGCGACUGACUUGGUAACCUUCGCGUUUAAUAAUUGAUAAAACCAUCCCAGCUCCAGCUAGAAGCAUGUUUUUUGGACCAGUUUAGUGUCCAUUGAUUUACCCGUAUUGUUUGUUUGUUUGUGUGUGAUUAAAGUGUCUCAACACCAUUCCAAGUGUGUUAGAAACAGCUAUAAAUGGCAUUCCGAUCGUUAAGGCUCGUGAAACCCCAACAGCCAUGCGGAUGUCUUUCAAUGAAGAAAGACUCCUCAAUGUUCCAUCCCAAUCUAUCUGAAGGUGGAUUUUUGCCCUCUGGUCCGAAGCGACGUUACUCCAAUAGUCCAUCAUUGAUAACCCCAUUGGCCGAGGCGAAGCGUUUUAUGAAAGACUGUUUUCUGGCUGUUGGGGCCUCUGCCGACAAUGCAGAAACGGUGGCAACCAACCUGUUAGAAGCGGAUUACAGAGGACACUACAGCCAUGGCAUGAACCGAUUGGACAUGUACAUUCGUGACAUCCAGCACGGCACUACAGAUGCAACAGUAAGUCCAGUUACCCUGAAUGAGACUGUGGCUACAGCCCAUCUGGAUGGCAGGAACGGAUUGGGGGCUGUAGUUGGAAAGCGAGCCAUGGAAAUCGCAAUCAGUAAGGCGAAAGAUGUUGGAAUAGGGCUGGUGGUAGCCAAAGGAUCAAAUCACUACGGAAUCGCUGGGAUGUACGCCCUGCAGGCCAUUGAACAAGGCCUAAUUGGCUUGAGUGUAACUAAUACUUCGCCCCUAAUGACGCCAACCAGAGCAAAACAGGCAACACUUGGCACAAAUCCCCUAUCAUUGGGAGCGCCUGGUAGAAAGGGCGACAACUUUGUGCUGGACAUGGCCACAACCGCCGUGGCUCUAGGCAAGAUAGAAAUCGCGAAAAGGAAAGGGGAGCCGAUUCCUGAGGGAUGGGCUCUGAACGACGCAGGCAUUCCCGAAAGCAAUCCAAGCAUUGCGUAUAAAUAUGCAAAACUAAUGCCCUUAGGAGGAACCGAAGUCAAUUCGGGAUACAAGGGAUAUGGACUGGGAAUGCUGGUGGAAAUUUUCUGCGGAAUUUUAUCAGGUUCUUCAUAUGGUCCACAUGUUAGACGAUGGGGUACAUCGCAUGCUGUGGCCAAUUUGGGCCAAGCUUUCAUGGCGAUUAAUCCGGCAGUGUUUGCUCCAGGAUUUGAGGACAGACUUCAAGAUUUGAUGACAUAUUUAAGAGAGAUGGAACCGGUGGAUAGUGGCAAGCCGGUUUUAGUACACGGCGACAAAGAGAAGGCGCAUAUGGAAAAGGUGCAUGCAGAAGGGGGUUUGCGAUACGUUCCAAAUCAGCAUAAAACCAACGCCAUCCUGGCUGAAGAGCUGAAAAUUGCCCAAAUGGCAUCGGAAACCGUUACUCUUUCUACGGAUGAGCAUGUCGAUUGAAGCACAAUAAUCUGCAAAACGAAUAAUUGUUAAGUUUUACUACUUAUAACGUUUCUUGCAAUAAAUUGUUGCUUUCUUGUCAAGUUCUUCAAAAAACACUUUUUUAUUUAAAAAUCUGCGAUAGAAUGCGACCGUUUUGUGUCCCAGUUUGAAGAGACUAAAAGGAAGAAAUCUUCUCAAAGUAACCCAAAAUUGUUGCUGUUUCCUGUAAAUAUUAGAUAGUUUCCAAUGAAUUUUCCUAGGCAUGUAUGGAAUGAAAACUCGAAAGGCCCUUUGCGAGAAUUUCUGAAAGUGGCCCACGAAUGCAGUUCAUCAGAAUUUUGCAAUCGCGAAGAAUACAAUCGGUUGCAAUCCCUAUUUCAAUUGGACAAUGACAUUAAAAACAACCUCAAGGCCCCGGAAAUAUGCAUAGAUAU